Molecule: messenger RNA, 2916 nt
Organism: Myxocyprinus asiaticus (Chinese sucker)
Lineage: Eukaryota; Metazoa; Chordata; Actinopteri; Cypriniformes; Catostomidae
Product: vascular endothelial growth factor A-A-like
Exons: 8
Coding region: 625-1383 (252 amino acids)
Biological process (GO): positive regulation of mast cell chemotaxis; positive regulation of angiogenesis; sprouting angiogenesis
Cellular component (GO): membrane
Molecular function (GO): growth factor activity; heparin binding; vascular endothelial growth factor receptor 1 binding
Source: RefSeq, a predicted model, not a curated record
GCUGACCGACAGCUGAGGCUGUUCGAUAAAACCGGGGAACGGCGGCGUCCCGGACCAUUCAUAACGGCAGUGCGUUACAGCGCAGGAGAGGGAGAACUUGAGAAUCAAGCCGACAAAUCCAAAAGGAAGCGGAAUUAAAGCGCAGCUCAUUUGCAGGACCAGAAGUGCGGUUGGAUAUCGCAUACUCUCGCGCUCUUUAGUGCCUUUGUGUUCCAAUCAAUAUCACUGUAUGUUCCAGUAAUACAGUGUUGGCAACACUCAAAGUUGCAUCAGAAGGGUGAGCUUCACUCUGCUUUCUGCACCCCUUUCCCAAUGAACCCAACGCACUUGGAGACGGGUGGCAAGCCAAGCAUGGGAUUACUUUUGUGAUGUGGAUUGUAAUAGCCUUGGAGGAAAAAAAUGAUUUACUUCUCAACAAUGUGAGAGGACCUGCGUCCUGGAUUCUCAUAUUUCUGGAUAUUCUGAAAAUAAUCGGCAACAGCUGAGAGACCUUGUAACCUACUUGCUGUGGAUCUCUCUCUCUCUCUCUCCUCUCAGGUGUCUCGCCUGUAUGUGUGUUGUGGGACCAACAUGGGAUCCUUGUUGUCCCUAUAGCUCGGACCCCGUUUGUAGAAGGCUCUACUCAUGUCUAACUUGUUUUUUGAGACCUUUACCGAUGCGUUUGCUAAAGUCCGCCUAUCGUCGGAUAGGAUUUUAAAAAGAUUUAUUCGCCUCAUAAAUUCAAUCAUGAACUUUGCUGUCCGCUUGCUCCAAUUGUUUCUUGUGACGCUUCUGUAUUUUUCAGCUGUCAAGAGUGCCUACAUACCCAUACCCAAGGACGGAGGCAGAAGCAUGUAUGACGUGGUGCCCUUUAUGGAGGUUUUUAACCGGUCUCUCUGCCGACCACGGGAAGUGCUGGUGGAUAUUCAGCAGGAGUACCCUGAUGACACAGAGCAUAUCUUUCUCCCGUCCUGUGUGGUUCUGACCCGCUGUGCUGGGUGCUGCAGUGAUGAGAUGAUGGAGUGUACCCCCACCAUCAUCUACAAUAUUACUUUAGAGAUCAAAAGAGUGAAACCACUUCGCCAUCAAGGUGACUUUUUCAUGAGUUUUGCAGAACACCGUGAAUGCCAAUGUCGGGUGAAGAAAGAUGUUUCAGAGAAAAGAGAAAAAAAACCCCGGAAGGGCAAAGGCCAAAAGCGAAAGAGAAAGAAAAACCGUGAAAAAAAGCGGGAUUUCAGUCAGUGUGAGCCUUGCUGCAGUAUGUGUUCUGAGAGGAGGAGAAGGUUGUUUGUUCAAGACCUAGAGACGUGUCGGUGUUCCUGUAAAUACUCUGAAGCCGACUGCAGGUCUAGACAGCUUGAGCUCAACGAAAGGACUUGCAGAUGUGACAAACCAAGAAGGUGAACUGAACAGACUCAGAAUGGACUCUGACAUGAAGGAAUAUUUCACUAAUAUUUCACAGCACUUUGAACUUUCAGCUUUGAAAUUUCUUCUAAUUUUUCCUGUGAGCCAACAUGGAGAGAAUGAGAGAAGGAAGUGAAGGGGUUGGGGAGAUGGGGGUUUAUAGUUGAUGAAAUGUUCUGUCUGUAUAUUUUUCAUGAUUCGUUUGUGUUAUAAGCGAACCGAGAGACUGAAAGCACAGAAUGUGAUUUGCUGCUAAAGGGUGAUUCGAAAAGACCUGCGUUAACGUUUCUGAUCUUGGCUGCCGUGCAUAAACUCAUAAUCAAAAUCACUCAACGAAACACAUCACUGGAUUUUGGGUCUGCUGUGCAGUUUUUCAUGUGAAUUUAAACAUAAAUUAACGCAAACGAAUAAGUUACCAUUUAGAAGACUGCAAGAAUACGUCACCGUUCACUACAUGGACUUGGAAUGGCGCUGUGGAAUCAUUCCUCCCAGUACGAGGACAGUGAGCACAAGGUUUAUGUUUUUUAAAGACGGACAUGUGACUGACAACUUUCUGGGUUUGAGAGUUUUGACAAAAGACUGAACUGAUUGGAAUGUCACACAGUGAUGCCAUGGAAACCUGCCUGCCACUGUGGUAAAUGUUUGCACCACGCUCUGACCUUGACCAGGCAAAUCCAAGAAGCUUUUGGUCGCAUUCACUCCUUAAGGGAUAUUCAUUAUUUGAUAUGUUUGGAAACCACUUUGAGUAGAUUUUGUGACUAGAUUCCAUGCUUCCAUACUACUGGAGGAUUGAAAUAUGGAUUUCGCUUUACGUUUUUCAUUGUCGUUCAGUAUUUCUUGGAAUUUUAGUCCAAAUCUAUUCCAUCAAACAGUUCAGUAAUUUAUGAGUUUAUUUUUAGAAUAUUUUCAGUAUUCAAUCUCUUUGUAUUUAAUUUGACCUAUUUAUGUGCAGUGUAAGAUAAAUCUCUUCUCCCUUUUAUUUUUUGUCUACAAUAUUGCAAAUCUCCACGGCUGCCUAGAGAAAAAAGCUUUUCGUCCUGUUUUAUUUUCUGUAGUUGAACAGAGAAACAUUCCUAUUGCUGAUCAGUGAGUUAUGUUGCCAACUGCCUUGACUUUGCUGCUUUCUGCAAAUGUGUGUGUGCUUUGUGAUCUCAAACAAUUUGUGUAAAUGUGAUUUUGUGUGCAGAUGAGGCUAGUGUUUGUGUGUGGAUGUGCGCAUGUGUGAGUAUGUGUUGAUGAACCAGUUUUGAUGAGAGUGUGACAUAUGUAUUGAAUAACAAUAUAGCAGCCAAAUGUAAAUAUAGGCCGCCAAACCCACGCCACCAUUUAUUUUACUGUCAUAAGUUCUAACAAGUUGAUACAGUAUAUGCUCAGAUGUGGUCUGAUUUGAAGUUUUACAGUUUAAACAUUAUUUAUUUACUCCCUGUAAAUAUGUUAAAUAUUAACAUCUUUUUUGUGUCUGUGUAAUGUAGUAAAACAUAUUUAUUUUCAAAUUAUAUUGCCCUUUUUCUAUAAAACUUUGUUUGGAAACUC